AUGAAGAAAGAUACGCAGAUUAUGAUCAUUGGCGCGGGUUGCUUCGGCACCUCAACGGCGUACCACCUUUCACAGCGCGGCUAUACUUCGAUUCGCGUGCUUGAUCGAUAUGCACCACCCUCCUGUGAAGCAGCUGCCACUGAUAUCAGCAAGAUCAUCCGUAGUGACUACAACGUGCCGCUGUAUGCGAGACUGGGCAUUGAAUCCAUAGCCGCUUGGCAGUCAUGGCCGAUGUUCCGCGGACUCUACCACGUCCCCGGAUGGAUUCUCAGCGCAGCGAACCUAUCCAUACCCUUUGUCGAGGGGUCAAUUGAGACGUGCAGAAAACUUGGGGUGCAAGGCAUUCAAAAGCUUGCCCCAGAACAAAUUCGUUCCCGUUUCUCGGUUGUAACGGGCAAGCUGGAUGGCUGGAAUAUCAAUGUGUGGAACCCAACUGCUGGAUGGGCAGAUGCAGGUAAAGCAUUGGAGCAGAUGGCAAACGCUGCCCAGGAAGCCGGAGUCGAAUAUAUCACGGGCGAGACUCAAGGAUAUGUGCGACAGUUGGUCCUGGAUGAGACCGGGGAGUGCAAAGGAGUCAUCACAGCAGAUGGCACCAGGCACGAGGCGGAUAUGGUGAUCCUGGCAACGGGAGCAUGGACACCUUCACUGCUUGAUCUCCAGGGCCAGUUGAUAGCCAAGGGCCAUAGUGUCGCCCAUAUCCAACUCGACCCUGCUGAGACCAAGCACUAUGCCGCAUUUCCGAUCAUGGACAAUCUCGAGCUGGGAUAUUUCUUUCCUCCGACCAACAACGGAAUAUUCAAGUUGGCACACAGUCAGUUCAUUACCAACACGCAAGUCUCCCAGUCUGGGAUCACCGCAUCUUGCCCCCACACGUUCAUCCAGUCCCCGGCAGACGGACUUCCUCUCGAGAUCGAAGCUCAAAUGCGCCGGAACUUGCGACGAGUGCUGCCCGAGCUCGCGGAUCGACCUUUCUGCUAUACCCGCCUCUGCUGGGAUGCUGAUACAGCCGAUCGUCAUUUCCUCGUCACGCCCCAUCCAUCACACAAGCGACUCUUCUUGGCCACGGGUGGUUCGGCUCAUGGGUUCAAGUUUCUUCCAGUUAUUGGAAAGUAUGUGGCAGAUCUGCUUGAGGGGAAACUUGACCCGGAGAUUGUGUCCCAGUGGAAGUGGCGCGCUGGACAGAAAGUCACCGCGACAGACCUGGCACAUCUAGAUCCUGAGAUGGAGUUGAUUGAUCUUACGGGGUGGAAAGGUAGACAGGCACGGGAGACAAAUAAUACGUCUAGACUAUGA
Messenger RNA from Penicillium nucicola, 1293 nucleotides. RefSeq names its product NAD(P)/FAD-dependent oxidoreductase. Gene Ontology annotation, molecular function: sarcosine oxidase activity; flavin adenine dinucleotide binding; saccharopine oxidase activity. The record is from RefSeq and is a predicted model, not a curated record. The transcript has a single exon. The coding region runs from base 1 to 1293 and encodes 430 amino acids. NCBI's taxonomy places the organism in Eukaryota, Fungi, Ascomycota, Eurotiomycetes, Eurotiales, Aspergillaceae.